Molecule: messenger RNA, 1974 nt
Organism: Aspergillus aculeatus ATCC 16872
Lineage: Eukaryota; Fungi; Ascomycota; Eurotiomycetes; Eurotiales; Aspergillaceae
Gene: sakA
Product: mitogen-activated protein kinase HOG1
Exons: 8
Coding region: 456-1523 (355 amino acids)
Biological process (GO): stress-activated MAPK cascade; osmosensory signaling pathway; cellular response to oxidative stress
Cellular component (GO): cytoplasm; nucleus
Molecular function (GO): MAP kinase activity; ATP binding
Source: RefSeq, a predicted model, not a curated record
UGGGGCGCCACCUACGGCUUUUGCUGCCUCGCUACUCACUCACUCACUCACUCACCAUCUCAUUCUUGUUUCUCUUUUCUCCCCUCUCUCCAACUUUGGUGCGCUCGACGUCUUAACUUAGAUAUUCCUCUCUGCGCCCGCAGGACCUGGUCUUCUUCUUUCUCCAGACAUCAUUUCCUCCCUCUCACUCUUACUCCUCCAUUUCUCUCUCCCCCUCACUCUCGCUUCCCCCCCCUUCACAUCCUCGUUUCGUUAUCCGCCGCCCCCGAGAAUCUCCGUUUUAAAAUACAAACCCUCGUAUUUCCUCUCUUCCUGCAUUGAACUGAACCUGGUGUGCCAUCCAUCCUUGGUUCAAAAUGGCGGAAUUCGUGCGUGCCCAGAUUUUUGGCACCACCUUUGAGAUCACCAGUCGGUAGGAUGAACUGAGCCCAAAUUACCCCUCCAAGCGUGUCGGGAUGACUUCUAACUUCGGACUUCCCAGGUACACCGACUUGCAGCCGGUGGGAAUGGGCGCUUUCGGUCUUGUCUGUUCGGCGCGGGAUCAAUUGACCGGGCAACCAGUCGCCGUCAAGAAAAUCAUGAAGCCAUUCAGCACACCCGUCUUGUCCAAGAGAACAUACCGCGAAUUAAAACUGUUGAAACACCUGCGACACGAAAAUAUCAUCAGUCUGAGCGAUAUCUUUAUCUCUCCACUUGAGGAUAUUUAUUUCGUCACAGAGCUGCUGGGCACCGAUCUUCACAGAUUGUUAACUUCGCGGCCUCUCGAAAAACAAUUUAUUCAAUAUUUCCUGUACCAGAUUCUGCGGGGGCUGAAAUAUGUCCACUCGGCCGGUGUCGUUCAUCGUGACCUUAAACCCAGCAACAUCCUUAUCAACGAGAACUGCGACCUGAAAAUCUGCGAUUUUGGUCUUGCCCGUAUCCAGGAUCCGCAGAUGACCGGCUAUGUUUCGACUCGUUAUUACCGUGCGCCCGAGAUCAUGCUCACUUGGCAGAAGUACGACGUAGAGGUGGAUAUUUGGAGCGCAGCAUGUAUUUUUGCAGAGAUGCUGGAAGGAAAGCCCCUGUUUCCCGGAAAAGACCACGUCAAUCAAUUCUCAAUCAUCACGGAGCUGCUGGGAACCCCGCCCGACGACGUGAUCCAGACAAUUUGCAGCGAGAAUACGUUGCGAUUCGUCAAGUCGCUACCCAAGCGUGAGCGACAACCUCUGGCCACCAAGUUCAAGAAUGCCGAUCCAGAUGCGGUCGAUCUGCUGGAAAAAAUGCUUGUAUUUGACCCGAAGAAGCGUAUUCGGGCUGGCGAGGCCCUGGCCCACGAGUACCUUGCCCCGUAUCACGAUCCGACCGACGAGCCUGAGGCUGAGGAGAAGUUUGAUUGGUCAUUCAACGAUGCCGACCUGCCCGUGGAUACAUGGAAGAUUAUGAUGUACUCCGAAAUCCUGGACUUUCACAACAUUGACCAGGGCAACGAUGCCGGUCAAGUGCUUGUCGAGGGGGCUGCGGCUGGACAGCAGAGCUUUGCAUGAGGAGAGAUUCCUGCCUAAAAUUACCCUUGACGAGGUGCACGGAAUAUGAUAAUGAUGUCCUUUCCUUUUAUGUUCUCAUGGUAUGUAGACUGGAUGCGGGGAUUGUGAUAUGCACGUUCACGUACUUAUGUUCUGGCCACUACAUCGCUUGUUUUUUAUGCCCCCCCCUUUUUUUUGUUUCUCAAUGAUCUCCAGGCUGUGACAAAGUCCGGAUAAUGUUGGAGAUUAGAAACGUCUGUAACAUGACCCAACUGUUUGGAUUUUUCCAUUCUGCUAUACAUACACUUUACAUUAUUCCGGUCAUGAUCGACGGAACAUUGUUUUGCCUUUCCUUCCCACCAAAUGGUGAAUGUUGUUUCCCCCCUUUUUUUGAGGUGUGCUUGAUAGAUUUUGCUCAACGUUGAAGCAAGUUACCUAAUAAUCAAUGCAAUGACUGUAUACAACUGACUUG